This is a messenger RNA of Humulus lupulus (European hop), 2335 nucleotides long. RefSeq names its product large ribosomal subunit protein mL101 (rPPR4)-like. Gene Ontology annotation, cellular component: mitochondrion. Lineage: Eukaryota; Viridiplantae; Streptophyta; Magnoliopsida; Rosales; Cannabaceae. The coding region runs from base 284 to 1753 and encodes 489 amino acids. Gene Ontology annotation, molecular function: protein binding. The transcript is spliced from 2 exons. The record is from RefSeq and is a predicted model, not a curated record.
UACAAAGGCUUUGUGAGGGAAUGGCCUAUAUUGGUUAAACUGGGCCCAUUUUAAGAGGCUCAGUUUUCUACCAAUGUUUUGGCUGCCCGGUUAACGAAAAGCCCAAAGGUAAAGAGAUCCGUGUUUUGGUAGCCCAUAACUAAGCCCAAAUCGGAGGCCCGGAGUUCAUUUCCAGUUCCAACUAGUGUCUUCGUCCCGCUUGGGAGGCAGCAGGGGUUUGAAUUCGGUCUCAUCACACACAGCAAACCCCUAAUUUUUGAAGUAGAAGUGGGGAUAGAGAGAAAUGGCGCUUCAGCUAUUGGGGCGUAGCAGGAGCGUGACGAAGCGUUCGACUAAGUAUUUGGACGAAGCUUUGUACAAGAGACUCUUCAAAGAUGGAAGCUCGGAAGUGAGUGUUCGACAACAGCUCAAUCAGUUCCUCAAGAGCCGAAAGCGAGUGUUCAAAUGGGAGGUUGAUGAUACCCUCAAGAAGCUUCGCAAGCGAAAGCUUUACAGCCCCGCUACCAAACUCUCGGAAACUAUGGCAAAAAGGGGAACGAAUAAGACACUCAGUGAUCAGGCUAUUCAUCUUGAUUUAAUUGCUAAAGCUAGGGGGAUUCCUGCUGCAGAAACUUAUUUUGUUGAUCUUCCUGAAUCUUCAAAGAACCAUCUGUGUUAUGGUGCACUACUGAAUUGUUACUGCAAGGAAUUGAUGACCGAAGAAGCUGAAGCUCUUAUGGAGAAGAUGAAGGAACUCAAUCUUCCUCUAAGCUCCAUGCCUUACAAUAGCUUAAUGACACUUUAUGAAAAAACAGGGAAGCCUGAAAAAAUACCUGCCAUCAUACAAGAAAUGAAGGCUAGCAGUGUUGUGCUGGAUUCAUUUUCAUAUAAUGUCUGGAUGCGGGCUCAUGCUGCUGUCAAUGACAUCUCUGGGGUUGAAAGGGUUAUUGAUGAGAUGAAGAGGGAUGGCCGAGUUGUCAGUGAUUGGACGACAUAUAGCAACUUAGCAUCAAUUUAUGUUAAUGCUGGCUUGUUUCAGAAGGCAGAAAAUGCCCUCAAGGAGUUGGAGAAGAAAAACACACACAAGGAUCUUUUUGCUUUUCAGUUCCUGAUUACAUUAUAUGGUAGAACAGGAAAUCUUCUUGAAGUUUAUCGUAUAUGGCGAUCUCUAAGAUUGGCUUUUCCCAAAACUGCAAAUGUAAGCUACUUAAACAUGAUUCAAGUGUUGGUUAAUUUAAAUGAUCUACCUGGGGCAGAGAAAUGUUUCAGGGAAUGGGAAUCAUGGUGCUCAACUUAUGAUAUUCGUGUUGCAAAUACUAUUAUUGGAGCAUAUGCUAAAGACGGUUUACUAGACAAGGCUCUGGAGCUGCAGGAACAUGCUCGCCGAAGAGGGGCCAAACCCAAUGUGAAAACCUGGGAGAUCUUUCUUGAUUAUUAUUUGAAGAAUGGAGAUUUUGAAUCAGCAGUUGACUGCGUUGGCAAUGCAGUUUCCACUGGCCGAGGAAAUGGUGAGAAGUGGAUUCCACCUGCUGAUAUUGUCAAUGCUUUGAUGCAGAAUUUUGAGCAAGAGAAAGAUGUAGAUGGCGCAGAAGGUUUUCUGGAGCUUUUGAAGAAGGUUGUAGAUACCUUAGAGGUAGAGGUGUUCGAAUCAUUAAUAAGGAUUUAUGCUGCUGCUGGAAGGACAAGCCAGGUGAUGCAUCGUAGGUUGAAAAUGGAGAAUGUAGAAGUGGGUGAGGCCAGUAAGAAGUUGCUUGAGUCAAUAUGCGUGGAGUGAUUUUUCUUCCAAAAUCUCUGCUUAUCAUUCUCUUAGACUCCCGUGACUAAAGAAUGUGCCAGUUUUCUUAAGUAGAUUGAUGUACCCUGUUAGGAGAAGGCCCCAUUGAGUAAUAAGUUCUUUCCAUUAAAGUGAAGAUGAUUCGCCCUCGAUCACCAAGUAUCCCAUUUUUUAUAGGAGCAAGGUUAAAGCUGUCUGCGGCAAGAGGUUAUCAUUGUCGGGAAGUAUCAAGGUCCAGUCUUGUGGCCCUUGGACGAGGCAUGUGGGAUGAUCAUUAAUCAAAAGAACAUAGUCAAACGAUUUGAUACAAUUAUACCAGUCCAACUCUUAAUACUAAGCUAAACAUUUUUUUCUAGUUUUUGUGUGUUGCCAAGUUUAAUUUUUUGUCUCAUUCGUUUACAGUGACUUUUAUCCCUAUGCUCUUAAGUGGUAUGGCGUUAAUAAGACUGCCUUGGCAUUUGGCAAUGUCUGGUAGAAUCUAAUGCUUAGAUCAUCCUGUCUUGUAAUUAUCUGCAUGUAAUUUUUCAAUGAUAUUUGGUUUGGUGGGGCUGACGUUGAUUGGGCCUCCACAUUGUUUCUUUC